GCUUGAGGCAGCGCACCGGACCGACGGAUUCUCCGAGGGGAGGCUCCGUAAACGAGGCCGGGGUUUUUGCAUUGCGCGGCAGGCAGGAAGGUAGUCGACGCUCUCGCAGAACGACCACCAGCACGACCAGCACAACAACGUCCGGCUCGACGUUGAUACCUUUACCCGACGAAGUGGCGCAGCCCGCGGCUCUUUUGGCUCCCGAAGAGGACUCAUGGUCCACCAGCUCUUCCACUACGACCAAUGUUCCACUGUCCUCAGACGCGGUCGACACGUCGUCCAAUCCACCUCUCGAGUUUGUGGUGAAACCACAUAGUAAAGUCGUCCUGCCUUGCGAGUUGGAAGGAAAUUCCUCGAGAUUAUUACUGCCCGGAGCGAGGAGUUACAGAAUACGACCGGCAAUGUGGCUACACGAGGGCAGUCCGGUAGAUAUGAUCACGAUAGACACGAAAACGGAAAUGAGCGGAACCGGGCACCGGUACAUAGGCGACUCAACUACCGCGUCAUUACACAUAGACAACGUCAGAUUGGAGGACGACGGUGUGUGGAGCUGCAUGUUGGAAGACGACGGAGACAGGAUCUUCUUCGGCAAAUCGGUGAAGUUGGUCGUGCUCGAGGCACCUCGCGGGACUUAUCUGCUGAUCGAUGGCCGCCGGUUAGAUCCCGGAAACCAGUUCGUGCCGGUAAAGGAGGGUUCGGAACUGACUCUCGAGUGCGCCGCCGAGGGUGGAAACCCGCCGCCCGUUCUCGCGUGGGGCAUGACCUUGUCUCAAGCGACCUUAGACGGGCCGGAACAACCGCCGGACAACCUUACCGUAUUGCCCUCAACAUCCGGCAGACGUAGCGGGGCACAUCUUAAGGUCCUGAGAGGGCAUCAUAAUGCCACCAUCGUCUGCGUCGCGCGUCACAUCACGCUGAUGAUGCCGAUGAACGCCAGCAUUUUACUCGACGUACAAUAUACUCCGUCGUUCGCGAUAACGCGUUUACCUGGUUUUGGAAUUCCAAUUGUCGAGGGGAUGUCCGUCAGCUUGAAAUGCGAAGUGGACAGCAAUCCGGCCAGUGCUCCAAUUUGGCAACGCGACAAUGGUCCGCCCCCCGUGGAGCAGAGCGAUGACGGAUGGUUGAACUUCACAAAAAUCACUCGGGCCGAGAGCGGCUGGUACAAAUGCUACACACGGCAUAUGCUCGGCAUUUUCACCAGCAUCGGAUAUUUUCUCAACGUUCGCUAUGAUCCAGAUAUGGAGACCGAGGCGGAGGCGCUCAACGGCGAGGCGACCGAUUCCCGAAGAAUGGAAGUGCAGAUCGGCGGCGCGGUGACGCUCGAAUGCGACGGCGGUUGCUGGGGCCACGGACCCGGCAUGGAUCCGGUCGGCGGACCCGGACCCCUUGCUCUGAGUCGAGUGGUGUAUCAGGAUGGAGGGGAGUACCGAUGCGUCGCGCCUGAUCGAAAAAUGCAAGACACGUGGCGAGCGCAGUUACCGUAUCACAUCAAAGUUACCGCGGUAAAUAAGAUACUCCGUUAUGAAGCCAGCGAAUCGCAAUAA
Molecule: messenger RNA, 1544 nt
Organism: Pseudomyrmex gracilis
Lineage: Eukaryota; Metazoa; Arthropoda; Insecta; Hymenoptera; Formicidae
Product: irregular chiasm C-roughest protein-like
Exons: 8
Biological process (GO): cell-cell adhesion
Cellular component (GO): cell-cell junction
Molecular function (GO): cell adhesion molecule binding
Source: RefSeq, a predicted model, not a curated record